Molecule: messenger RNA, 1629 nt
Organism: Macadamia integrifolia
Lineage: Eukaryota; Viridiplantae; Streptophyta; Magnoliopsida; Proteales; Proteaceae
Product: pentatricopeptide repeat-containing protein At5g66520-like
Exons: 1
Coding region: 1-1629 (542 amino acids)
Biological process (GO): RNA modification
Molecular function (GO): protein binding; zinc ion binding; RNA binding
Source: RefSeq, a predicted model, not a curated record
AUGAUCCGAGCCUACUCCAAAAUACCCAGUUCCCAAGAAUCGCUUCAUCUCUUCCAUCGGAUGCUCGUGCUGGACGCAUCCAAGGCUGUUGUCCCCGAUAACUAUACAUUCACCUUUGUGAUCACGUCUUGUUCGCAUCAAAAUUUGAUAGUUUAUGGUGAAAUCAUUCAUGGGCAGGUGAUAAAAAGUGGGUUUGAAUCUGAUAUCUUUGUGGGUAAUUCGUUGGUAAACAUGUAUUCAGUGUUUGUAAAAAUGAACGAUUCUCAGAAGUUGUUCGAUGAAAUGCUUCACAGAGAUGUUUUCACUUGGACUAGCCUUUUGGGUGGGUAUAUAAAGCUUGGGGAGAUGGGUACCGCUAGUGAAUUGUUUAGCGAAAUGCCUGAACGGAAUAAUGUUUCUUGGGCCGUUAUGAUUGCUGGGUAUGUCAGUGGUGGAAGGUAUACUGCUGCACUUCGAUGUUUCCAUGACAUGUUUUGUGAUGAUAAGGUGAAGCCCAACGAGAUGGUUCUUGUCUGCGUUUUAUCAGCUUGUGCUCAUAUUGGAGCCUUAGAUCAGGGGGAGUGGAUUCAUGCUUAUAUCGACAGGACUCGAGUCCGGAAGAGUUCAAACAUUUCAACAGCUCUCAUUGAUAUGUACGCAAAAUGUGGGAGAAUAGGAUGUGCUACUCAAGCUUUUAAUGCAGCAUCUGAUAGAAAUGUGCUCACUUGGACUAGUAUGAUCACAGGGUUAUCGAUACAUGGACUUGGCAAGGAUGCCCUUCAGGUUUUCUCUCAAAUGGUAGAUGAAGGCCUUAAACCCAAUAAUGUCACACUUGUGGGUGUUUUAAAUGGCUGUAGCCACUCAGGACUAGUGGAUGAGGGCUUAUUGACCUUCCACAACAUGGAAAGCUUGUGGGGAAUUUCACCAACGAUUGAGCAUUAUGGCUGUUUAAUUGACCUUCUUGGCCGAGCAGGGCACUUGGAGCGGGCGUUUGAAAUCGCGAAGAGUAUGCCCAUGAAGCCUGAUGUUGUUAUUUGGAGGGCUCUAUUAAGUGCUUGUAGAGUCCAUGGUGAUGUUUGUCUUGGGGAACAGAUUAUGGAUCACAUUGCCCAACUAGACCAUAUUAGUAAUAGUGGAGGUCAUGUCCUGCUUUCAAAUUUGUAUGCUUCUCUUGGUCAAUGGGAAAGUGUUGUUGGAGUGAGGAAGGUGAUGAUUGAAAGAGGGAAGAAGGAAACUAGCCCUGGUUUUAGUUGGAUUGAGGUUUGUGGUAUUGUUCAUGAAUUUCGCAUUGAUGAUCAGCUACAUCCUCAAAUUGUGGAGAUACAUUGUAAGUUGAGAGAAAUGUUGAGAAGGGCAGCCAUGGAAGGAGGCUAUGUUGCUAAUGCAAGGAAAGUUUCAUUUGAUUUACUUGAGGAAGAGAAAGAACAGGCAGUGUCUUGGCAUAGUGAGAAGCUGGCCAUUGCUUUUGGUCUGAUGAAGACUGAAGCAAGGAAUCCUAUCAGGAUCGUGAAGAACCUGAGGACAUGUGAAGAUUGUCAUUCAGCAAUUAAGGCAAUUUGUAGAGUUUAUGGUAGAGAAAUUAUUGUAAGAGAUCGAUCCCGCUUCCAUACUUUUAAGGAAGGAAGCUGUUCUUGUAAGGAUUAUUGGUAG